This is a messenger RNA of Dissoconium aciculare CBS 342.82, 4188 nucleotides long. RefSeq lists its product as uncharacterized. Gene Ontology annotation, biological process: protein transport. Bases 1 to 4188 code for a protein of 1395 amino acids. The record is from RefSeq and is a predicted model, not a curated record. NCBI's taxonomy places the organism in Eukaryota, Fungi, Ascomycota, Dothideomycetes, Mycosphaerellales, Dissoconiaceae. The transcript has 2 exons.
AUGGACAGCCAUCCUAAUGGUCAUCUCAAAGCCUCACCGGUUGUCCGAUCAUCUCGCUACCGGCCCGAGAAGAAAAGCACCCUUAUCGGCUGGACGAUCAACAAAUCCGCCAAACUCGCCGUCUGGGCGACUCUCUUCACCGUCGCCUUCCGCUGUCCCUCAUCACCGGCUGAGCUUACAGGAUCAAAGCAAGACGUAUAUGUCUGCAAGCCUUACUUCCAGCUAAAGGACGUCGUCACUCCGUAUGCGCAGCCUUACUACGACCAAUAUCUGUCUAAGCACCUCGACACCGCGCGACCGUACGUCGAACAGGUCAACAAACACGUCUACCAACCCGGACAGGCUGCGUUUCAAAGAUAUGCCGCUCCUCAACUCACGAACGCUCAAAAGUACGGACAACAGCAAUGGGACAAGGCGGUCAAGCCUCAAUUGGAUAUCUUAUCGGCCGAGGCGGGCAAACAAUACGAGGCGAAUCUUGCACCUCACGUGAGAAAGGCGCAAGACGUGGUGCAGCCCUACUAUGAUACUGUACAAUCGCAAGCUGCCGAUAUCUGGCAAUCGCAGAUUCACCCUGUCUAUCAAAAGGCUGCCCCCAUCGCUCAGGACUUCGCAAGCCGCGGCCAGCAAUUCGCCGUCGAGACUGCGCUCCCUCAGGCACAAGUUGUUGGCGGUCACGCUCUCGACUUCUGGAGCCGUCGCAUCUAUCCUCAAUUACGUAUUCUCUACGGCGAGAACGUCGAGCCCCAGCUGCUCCGCAUUAGCGAGCGUCUGGGUCGCUACCACGAUGGGAAGAAACUUCAGGCUGAUAUCAAGAGCAUCGAGACCUCAUCGAAGGUGGCGGAAGCUUCUUCGAGUGCUGUCUCGCUUGCGUCAUCGCUGUCAUCUGCUAUCAGUUCCGCAACUGCUUCGCCAUCUUCCGCCAUCUCCGAGGCUGUGUCGGCUGCGCCAAAGGCUACUGUAGAGCCAAAGGUCCAAUUCCAGCAGGACCUCCAGAAAUGGAAGACUCUUGCCGACACUGCUGUUGAGGAAGGCGUAGAGGAUCUCAAAGAACGCGUCAAGGAUCUCACCGCGCACCAGAUCAGCAGCCAAGCCGAAAGCGUGGGUAGCGCAUUGGUCGUGCAGCUUGAGGAGACAGUUGAGCAGGUCAAGAGCAGCAUCAAGAAGCACGCUGUGAAGCUGACCCGUGAUCUGUCCGAAGACCCCACCGAUGAAGAGCUGGAGGCUGCACAGGAAAACAUUGUUCAGACCAUCCGCACCGCAGGCCACACCAUCAAGCACAAGGCACAGGCUGUCCGGGACUGGCGUUCGGGUUACGAUUCUCAGACCAACCACUUGGUCGAGAAGGCCCUUCAAUCUACUCUCGAGACCAUUGACAACAUUCGCGAACUGAGGUUGACCGAUAUUGGACGCAAGUAUGCUUCCUCGUCGCUACCACACAAGGAGUGGUCCAAGUACAACGACUUGAAGAAUGCUGCCCAAGACUGGCGCCAGGACGUCACGAAGUCUGCUCACGAGCACCCAGGAUUCGCGGCCGCUAAGCAAGCUGGCGAGGAUGUCGAACACACCGCCAUGGCUGUUGCUGAGGAUGCCGUUGUUGAAUUGACCCGCCUCCGCGAUGUUUCGAAAUGGAAGAUUGAUGCUCAGGAUGACAACGACGACUUCAGCACCAAGUACGUCCCGCCUGUUGCUAAGCGCAUUCAGAAGAAACUCGCUGCUCAGGCUGCUGCGGCUGCCGAAGCUCUCCGACUUAAAGCAGAGGAAGAAAGCAGCAAGGCCGCUCUCGAGAGUGCCACCUCUAAGCUUGCCGAGCAGGCUGCGGCUGCGGCUGCUAGCGCCUCCUCGGCCGUCUUUGGCACCGAGUCGAAGCUUUCCGAUACCGCAACCGAUAUCGUUUCUUCCAUCUCCUCGGCCGUUUUGGGAACUCCGUCCGGACUCUCGGAUAGCGUCAGAGAUGCUGCUUCGGCGGUAUCUGCUGCCGUCAUUGGCACCCCAUCUGGUCUGUCUGACAGUCUGACUGAUGCAGUAUCAUCGGCUUCCGCUGCCAUCAUCGGAACCCCUUCAGGCGUUCUAGAUAGUGCCACUGAUGCUGCAUCCAAAGCCACCGAGGCCGUAGCAUCCUCGAUCUCAUCCGUGUCCUCCAAGAUUGCAGCAGUGUCAAGCGAAACGGUUGGUCCCAAGCUGGCUAGCAUUCUGUCUAACCAGAAGGUCGUUGCUGAAGCCGCUAGCAAGAGCGCUGAGGACAUCAUCAGCGUCGUCUCAAAGAGCGCGUCUUCUGUCAUGGUUGGCACUCCUGAGCCUGUUGCGUCUCAAAUCUCGUCGAGCGCUUCUUCUGCAGCUUCGGUGGCCGCUGAGAGCGUGGAAAGCGCUGGCCAGAAGGUGAGGAGCAAGAUGUUCGCUGGCGCUAUGGCUGAAGUCAUUGUUGAAGCCCGUGAGCCUAUCAUCGAUUAUGCGGAUGACACUCCCAGUGGAUCUGUUCUGGACGAAGCUGCCGCCGCUGCAAGCUCGUACUACGAGACCGCUGUCAAAGAGGCAGCCAGACAUUAUUCCCAGGCCCGCGCUGCCGUUUCGGCUCAAGUCUCUGGCACUCCCGCUCCGAUCCACGAGCAGAUGUACGCCUCUGUAGAAUCCGCAUAUGCUGGCGCCAGGUCUGCUGCUGCCGAAAGGCUUCAAAAGGCUUUUGGAACCAGCUCGCAAGGCACAUACGAGAGCAUCACCUCCGCAGUCGCGGCUGCUUUUGCUCGCCCCACCCAGAACGCUUUGUCAAGCGUGUCAUCGGUCGCCUCAUCUCGCCUCGCUGAAGGACUCAGCCUGGCCUCUGCGCAAUACCAGAGUGCUAAGAUUGCUGUCGGUGCCGAGCCAACACCUGCUCACCAACAGUACCUGGCUUCUGCUCAGCGCGCCUACUACGAGGGCAUCGGUCUCGCUCACGACCGCUACUCGCAAUUCCUGGCUGCCGCAUCAAGCGCCGUCGGUGCCACUCCCACCGCUGGCUUUGCUGGUUUCGUCGCUGCGGCUCAGGCCACAUACAACGCUGCCGUCGCGAACGCAGCUGCUGCUCUUUCCAGCGCAUCCGAUGCCGCGGCUUCUGUGGUCGGUGCCAAGUCCACACCGGCAGCCGGAAUCCUUGACAGCCUUCAGUCUCAAUACGACGCCGCUGUAGCUGCCGCCUCUACCAACCUCGCAGCCGCUUCCAGUCAAGCUAGUGCUGCAUACUAUGGCACUCAGACCGGAGUCGUCGAGUCUGCCGGGUCUGCCAUCAGCUCUGCUGUCUACGGCAAGGAGACUUCGUGGACUGAAUCUGUCGCUGCACAGGCUGCUGCCAACUGGGAAGCUCUGAUCGCUAGUGCAAGUGAGCAAGUCUAUGGAGCCCCGGCUCCGUUCACCGCAUCUGUCUAUAGCCAAGUCACAGCUUAUGCAUCGCAAGCCACCGAUGCCGCCGCUGCCCAAUACGCUGCUGUUCAAUCGCUUUUUGCCGAGCUCGUCAGCGGCAAGGAGCCCGCCUUCACCGACAGCGUCUACAGUCGCCUCAACUCCGCCUACUCCACUGGCGCUCCAGCCAUCGUCGCCGAUGCAUCAAGCUACGCCAGCGCUGUCUACGAGUCCGCCUCAUCAGUAUUGUCCUCCGUCUUCUCCCCGCCCACCGCUGCUCCAAGCAUCCUCGACCACUUCAGCGUCCAACUCAACGCUGCUGUGGAAGCCGCCAGCUCCCAACUUUACGCUGCGACCACUGCCAAGGGCGUCUACGCCCAAGCCACCGACGCAGCCGCUUCAGCUUACACUGACGCCUCCUCCGCAGCCAGUGCCGCCGUAUACGGAACUCCCACCGGCUACGCCGAAGCCGCCCAAAGCAGCCUCAACGCCGCCGGCGCCGACGCUCUGGCCGCUCUGUCCGCCGCAAUCUACGGUGCUCCCACCCCGACCGAUACCUACGGCUCAGCUACCAGCGUCGCCUCGAGCGUAUACUCCGCCGCCGCCGAUGCCGCAACCGCCGCCCACGCCGCGCUUUUCGGCGGCAAAGAUACCGCCUACCUCUCCGACAUCCAGAAGCAAGUCGAGGAGGCCAUCGCCGGUGCCAACAGCCGCAUUGCAGAACUUGCGACACAGGCUAGUGCGGCGGCGGGCGGGGCAGCGCAGUCGGUCAGCAGUGUGGUUGAGGAGGCGACGAGGAGGGUCAAGGAUGAGCUUUGA